AUGCCGAAGCGGACGACGCACACGUACUCGAGCGAGGAUGCACUGCCGGAGGGCCCCGAGUCCGACCUCUUCGUCUACUACUGCAAGCACUGCGCCUCACACGUCCUCAUCACCGAUACCCAAUUGCAGAAAAUGCCCAAGCGAAAGACUGACAGAGCACAUGUUUUAGACAAGGCUAAGCAUCUUUCAAGGCUAAAUGUGAAGGAGUCAGGAAAAGUAAUGUUGAAACGUGGUGAAGGAAAGCUUGAAAAGCAGUUCCGCAUGAGCUGUGUGGGAUGUGACCUUUUUGUUUGUUACCGAUCAGAAGAGGAUCUGGAGGUUGCCCCUUUCAUAUAUGUUGUAGACGGAGCACUGAGUUCAGUUGCAGCUGAGACAAAUCCACAUGAUGCUCCUGUACCUCCUUGCAUCACACAACUGGAAGGUGGACUUGUCCAAGUAGCCAUUGAAGUGGAAGACCGGGCACAACGUUCAGCAAUAACAAGAGUGAACGCUGACGACGUUCGAGUAACAGUAGCUGCCCCUGCUGCUCGAGGGGAAGCUAACAGUGAGUUACUAGAAUUUAUGGGCAAGGUUCUUGGCCUAAGAUUGACUCAGAUGACCCUUCAAAGAGGAUGGAAUAACAAAUCGAAGCUUCUUAUCGUGACAACUCUUCCAUUGUUUCUCCAAAACACCGCACAGAGUCCCAUUCAUCUGUACAUCGAUAAGCCUGGCACUAGGCCACUACAUGUCACAACCCUUAGCUGCAGGCGAGAUCAAACCGGUGACGUCAGCUAUCAUAGGAUGGAAAUCGGAAGAGGGGAUCUCGGUAACCAGGAGGACGAUCGUCUUCCUGACCUUUUGACAAGUGUUGGUGAGCGCAUGGGCGGAGGUGGAGAUGGGGGAUCGUGCGAUCUCCUCCAAGUACUUUUUGAGGGGGCCUUAGCUGGAGGAGCUGCUGGUGUUGUUGUUGAAACAGCUUUAUAUCCUAUUGAUACAAUAAAGACCAGGCUUCAGGCUGCACAAGGCGGAAGUAAAAAUCAUUGGAAAGGCCUGUAUGCUGGGUUAGCUGGAAAUAUUGUCGGUGUUCUUCCUGCUUCCGCAAUUUUUGUUGGAGUAUAUGAGCCAGCUAAAAGAAAACUACUGGAAAUAUUUCCUGAAAAUUUGAGUGCUAUUGCUCAUUUGACUGCAGGGGCAAUUGGAGGGGCUGCUGCUUCUCUCAUUCGUGUUCCCACAGAGGUGGUUAAACAAAGAAUGCAAAUGAGUCAGUUCAAGACUGCACCUGAUGCCGUUCGCCUUAUUGUCGCUAAAGAAGGAAUUAAAGGACUUUAUGCCGGAUAUGGUUCCUUUCUACUGCGAGAUCUGCCAUUUGAGGCCAUUCAAUUUUGCAUAUAUGAGCAGCUCCGAAUUGGUUAUCGAUUAACGGCUAAGAGGGAGUUGAAAGACGCAGAGAAUGCAAUUAUUGGUGCUUUUGCUGGUGCCAUUACUGGCGCUUUAACAACACCCCUCGAUGUCAUGAAGACAAGAUUGAUGAUUCAGGGACAAGCAAACCAAUAUAGAGGUUUCAUUGAUUGUGCUCAGACUGUCAUGCGAGAGGAAGGUGCUGGCGCAUUUCUGAAGGGUAUUGAGCCAAGGGUACUAUGGAUUGGCAUUGGCGGGUCAAUCUUCUUUGGUGUUCUGGAGAAAACAAAAUCGAUUCUAGCUGAGAGGAAUAUCCGUAGGUGA
Miscanthus lutarioriparius is the source of this 1701-nucleotide messenger RNA. NCBI's taxonomy places the organism in Eukaryota, Viridiplantae, Streptophyta, Magnoliopsida, Poales, Poaceae. The record is from the annotation of a GenBank genome assembly.